UGUGCGCAGGCGCAGCGCGCGCCCGCGGGGUCCUCGCGCGCCGUGAGGGAGAGGGGGCCGCCAUGUUGGCACCGGGGGCGCUGGGGACGGCGGGACGGGCCCUGAGCCGGGCCCUGAGCCUGAGCCACGGGCUGGGAACCGUGGUUGUGGAGCGCUGGUGGCAGGUGCCCCUGGCCAAGGAGGGGAGGAGGCCUCGGUUGUACCGGAGGCACCGGAUCUAUCGCCUGCUCCAGGACUCCAAACACCAACCCCGGGGCAACAUGGAGCUCCUGCUCACCCAGCCCGUCGAGGGUGAGCACUUUUCCCGGGAAUUCCGU
This is a messenger RNA of Neopelma chrysocephalum (saffron-crested tyrant-manakin), 317 nucleotides long. Its product is annotated as 39S ribosomal protein L9, mitochondrial-like. The record is from RefSeq and is a predicted model, not a curated record. NCBI's taxonomy places the organism in Eukaryota, Metazoa, Chordata, Aves, Passeriformes, Pipridae. The transcript has 2 exons. The annotation marks the transcript as partial.